This is a messenger RNA of Megalobrama amblycephala (Wuchang bream), 2785 nucleotides long. It is a transcript of the gene heyl, whose product is annotated as hes related family bHLH transcription factor with YRPW motif like. NCBI's taxonomy places the organism in Eukaryota, Metazoa, Chordata, Actinopteri, Cypriniformes, Xenocyprididae. Gene Ontology annotation, biological process: anterior/posterior pattern specification; regulation of transcription by RNA polymerase II; regulation of neurogenesis. Gene Ontology annotation, cellular component: nucleus. The transcript has 5 exons. The record is from RefSeq and is a predicted model, not a curated record. The coding region runs from base 1105 to 2037 and encodes 310 amino acids. Gene Ontology annotation, molecular function: DNA-binding transcription factor activity, RNA polymerase II-specific; protein dimerization activity; RNA polymerase II cis-regulatory region sequence-specific DNA binding.
AAAACAUUAAUUUUAAAUUAAAUAAAGCAGAAGCUCACUUUUCAAGCAAAAAAAAUUUCAAAAGUACGAAACAAUAGAUAUGCUGACAAAACAUAUUGAGAUACUCUCUGGUUGUCAAAUGUUAGUGGAACUAAGAACACCUGUGUGAACUACACUAAAAAUCCCUUUCACACCAGCUGCAUAAAAGUCAUUGCAAAAACGGCUAGAGAUGUUUUAACGUCAUUUAUUUGCAGACUUGGUUUCAUAUUAUGUAUCUAACACUAUCACAUCAAUAGAGCUUUAAGUGUGGCUUAAGUGCCCAUAUACUUUUUUGGGUCCACUGUAUGUGUGCAUGUGGGUCGAAAUCCCAGGCACUAUUCCCACAGCGUUCUUCCUAUUGUCCUGGGAGAGAAGGAGGGGAACUAAUUAAAAAGAGUGGAAAAGAGGAGACAGAGAAACAGAGACAGAAGGAAGGAGGGAGGAACAGAGGGGGGUAAAGAUAGAGCAAGAUGAGACAGUGGAGAGAAGAAGCUAAUUGAAAGGAGAGAAAUGACAGAGAGAGAGAAAGAAGGGAGGGCUGAUGAGGGGUUGGGAGGGAGUGUGGGAGGGUAAGGAAGAGGGAGCCAAAACUGGCAACUUUGCCAAAGUGCCAAGUUCAGUCACUUGUGCUGCUGCAACAGAACGCAAGAGGACGAGUGUAGCCAGGGUGACUGAGAGGUAGAAAAAGCAAGGAAAAGAGAGAGAGAGAACAGGAGGAGAACUGUCAUUCUCUAGCUUCAAGUCCAGGGGGGUCUAGAGAUGUCAAAACACGGCUACACAUAAAAGCAGAAACAAGGACCAGACUUAGUCAGCAAGAGAGGUCUAAUAAAGACUCCCAAGCAGCGUGCUUGUAUUGUGGUCAGAGGAUAGAGGGAGAAAUAGAGGAGAAGAAGGUGGAGAGGAAAAAAAGGAAAUAGGGAGGGGCGUGCUCGCAUUAGAAGGUGGCUGGUUUCCUUACUGUUGCAUUUGAAGGACAGAGGAGGAAUCCAUCAUCUGAGAUCAUCUCGACAGGACCGCACGUCUCCAUCGCUCCAUCGAUUCAACCUUCCCUUGCGGGGAUAAAGGAGGACCGAGGACCCUGUGGCGAUGAAGAGACCUCAUGACUACAGUUCCCCAGACUCGGACACGGACGAACUGAUCGAUGUCGGACAGGAGGACAGCUACUGCCCUGUCACUGGGUCCAUGUCUCCAGGCAGUACCUCACAGAUCCUGGCGCGCAAGAAGAGAAGAGGGAUAAUUGAGAAGAGGCGCAGGGACAGGAUCAACCACAGUCUGUCAGAGCUCAGGAGACUCGUACCCAGUGCCUUUGAAAAACAGGGCUCCUCUAAACUGGAGAAGGCUGAGAUCCUUCAGAUGACAGUGGAUCAUCUGAAACUGCUUCAUGCCAUGGGCGGCAAAGGCUACUUUGAUGCUCGUGCUCUGGCAGUGGACUACAGGACUUUGGGCUUUCGGGAGUGCGUUGGAGAGGUGGUGAGAUACCUCAGCUCUCUGGAGGGGGUUGAAUCCUCAGACCCCAUUGGCGCACGCCUCGUGUCCCACCUCAGCCACUGCGCCAGUGAGCUGGACCCUCUCCUCCAGAGCCAUGCCACUCUGCCUUUUCCUCCCUGGCCCUGGCCUUCCUUCCCUCAGCUAGCAGCCGCCUCAUCUCCAGUCUCGUCUAACCCUUUUCCCCCAAAUGCCCGCCGGGAUCUGGCCCCCCAUACCACCGCCACCUUGCUGGGCUACCCUUCACCGGCCCUGCGAGUGGGAUCUUUGAGCACCCAGGGAGCAUUAAUGAAUCCGGCGCUGACCCCGGUGCGUCGACUGCCCUCAAUCCCCGGCCAUCCUCACAGACUUCAACAGCACUCACCUGAUGGACCCACAAUCCCAUCAUCCUCCUCAUCUUCCUCCAACUCCUCCACUCCCCAGAUUUCCUUCAGACCCUUUGCCCCUCUGGGGUCUCCAGCACCAGGUCGCAGGGGUUUGAGUACCUCCAGUAAGUCCGCACAGGCCUGGGGCACAGAAAUUGGGGCGUUCUGAAUCAGCAUUAUGGAGAAGUUUGGAGUUUAUGACAGUCUGAAAGGAAAAAUACAUUUAUUGGUCAUUUCAACUUAUUCAUGACCAUUACCACCUUUAAAAGGAACUACAAAGCAUUGGACAAUUCAGAUUAAAAUGUUUAUUCAGUACCAUCUACUAUUCCAACUCAAAUGACAUUUAGAAAUAAAAAAAUAAAACAAAAAAGUAUUAUGUUUACAGAAAAAGAGGAGGGAAGUUAAAUGGACUGUAGAAUCCAAGUAUAAAAUCAAAGGUAAAUGCAACUCUCUGAGAUAAAUGAAGUGCUCAAAGCAAUGCUUUGAUCACUUUGAUCUUGGAUUUUGAUAUCCAGAUACUGGAAUUUUUUAGAACUCUGAUCUUUUAUCUUUUUUAUAUUAGUGUAUUUGUUUACUCUGCCAUUUAUACAUUGAUUUACCAUGGAUUCUGACAUGAUAUAUCAUAUUUUUUGAGAUGGAAGUGCUUGAGGAGAUUACAUAAACAGAAAUGUGCCUUAUCAAAAAAAAAAAAAAAAAGUGUUCUUCUUCUUCUCUUAAUUCUGUGUGCAAGUACAUGGAGGUUCCAGAAGAUGGCAGUACUAGAGCAAAUCAUUAAGAUUAAAAACAAGUGUUUUAUUAAAUUUUAUAGAUGCUAUUUUAAUCCUUUUUUGUUUUAAACUGCACAUAAAAUGCAAUUAUUUAACUGAGGAAAGAACAUGUUGUUUUUGUAAUAUCAUGAUUUUCUCACAGUCUACAAU